AUGGCGCAGCAGGUGGCCUCCACCAACGCGGACUCCGGCGAGGACUGGAAAAAGGGGCUGACGAUUCCGCCCAAGGACACCCGCUACAAGACUGAGGACGUGACCGCCACCAAGGGGAACAAUUUCGAGGACUACCUGCUGAAGCGCGAGCUGCUGAUGGGGAUUUACGAGAAGGGCUUCGAGGCGCCGUCGCCCAUACAGGAGGAGAGCAUACCCAUCGCCCUCACGGGCCGCGACAUCCUGGCGCGCGCCAAGAACGGCACCGGCAAGACGGCCGCGUUCGCCAUACCCGUCCUGGAGAGGAUCGACGUGUCCAAAAACUGCAUCCAAGGCAUGAUUCUGGUCCCCACGCGCGAGCUGGCCCUCCAGACCUCCCAGGUGUGCAAGGAGCUGAGCAAGCACAUGGGCGUGGAGGUGGUGGUCUCCACCGGCGGCACCAACCUGAGGGACGACAUCCUGCGCCUGGGCGCCACCACGCACCUCGUGGUGGCCACGCCCGGCCGGAUCCUGGACCUCUCGCGCCGAUCGGUGGCCAAGCUGGACCAGUGCAUCAUGCUCGUGAUGGACGAGGCCGACAAGCUCCUUUCGCCCGAGUUCCAGCCCGUCCUCGAGCAGCUCAUAUCCUACCUGCCGGAGGACCGCCAGAUCCUGCUGUACUCGGCGACGUUCCCCGUCACUGUCAAGCAGUUUAAGGAGAAGUUUCUCAAGAAGCCGUACCUGAUUAACUUGAUGGACGAGCUGACGCUGAAAGGCGUUACUCAGUUUUACGCCUUUGUGGAGGAGAGGCAAAAAGUGCACUGCCUGAACACACUGUUCUCCAAGCUUGAAAUCAAUCAAUCGAUCAUUUUCUGCAACUCGGUCAACCGGGUGGAGCUUCUGGCCAAGAGGAUCACCGAGCUUGGGUACUCUUGCUUCUACAUCCAUGCAAAGAUGCAGCAGAGCCACAGGAACCGUGUGUUCCAUGAUUUCCGAAACGGGGCCUGCAGGAACCUUGUAUCCUCAGACCUCUUCACCCGGGGCAUCGAUGUGCAAUCCGUGAACGUGGUCAUCAACUUUGACUUCCCCAAGAAUGCAGAGACUUACUUGCACAGGGUUGGGAGGUCAGGGCGCUUUGGGCACCUUGGGCUUGCAGUAAACCUGAUCACCUACGAUGACAGGUUCAACCUUUACAGGAUCGAGCAGGAACUUGGCACUGAGAUCAAGCCAAUUCCACCCACCAUUGAGAAGAGCCUCUAUUGUGCUUGA
Molecule: messenger RNA, 1245 nt
Organism: Ostreobium quekettii
Lineage: Eukaryota; Viridiplantae; Chlorophyta; Ulvophyceae; Bryopsidales; Ostreobiaceae
Source: the annotation of a GenBank genome assembly